GGAUCCUGGGAGUUGGUGAUGUCAGACGGUUGGGUCAUUUGAAGGUUAGCAGCCCGGGAAGGGUUCACCGAAAGUUCACUCGCAUAUAUUAGGCAAUUCAAUCUUUCAUUCCGGGUGACAGAAGUGGUAGGAAGUGAGCCGCUCGGAGGCAGGAGGGUCUAUUCUCUGCCAAAGGGGGGACCAGAGCCCCCCCGCGCCGCCGCCGCCGCCCGGGGAUGCCGAGGACGCGCGCCACCCGCGCAGGGCGCAUCUGGGCACCGGCGGGGUAGCAGCCGCGCGCUCCCCGGGGCCUGAGCCGCCCGCGCCCGGAGCGCAGCAGUCGGGGGAGCGGCGGGAACCCCCGCCCGGCUGGAUCGGCCGAGCGAGCCUGGAAGAUGGUAAAUGAUCAUUUGGAUCAAUUACAGGCUUUUAGCUGGCUUGUCUGUCAUAAUUCAUGAUUCGGGGCUGGGAAAAAGACCAACAGCCUCCGUGCCAAAAAAGGGGCAGAGUUUGAUGGAGUUGCUGGACUUUUCCGAGCCGCUCGCCUCCGCACCCACAGGAUAGGCAGUCGGGCAGCGCGCGCCGAGAUCAUGUUUGACUGCAUGGAUGUGCUGUCCGUGAGUCCCGGGCAGAUCCUGGAUUUCUACACGGCGAGUCCGUCCUCCUGCAUGCUGCGGGAAAAGGCUCUCAAAGCCUGCCUCAGCGGAUUCUCCCAGGCCGAAUGGCAGCACCGGCACACCGCUCAAUCGAUCGAGACACAGAGUACCAGCUCUGAGGAGCUCGUCCCCAGCCCACCAUCUCCACUUCCUCCCCCUCGGGUGUAUAAGCCCUGCUUCGUCUGCCAGGACAAGUCCUCUGGCUAUCACUACGGCGUCAGUGCCUGCGAGGGAUGCAAGGGCUUUUUCCGCCGAAGUAUUCAGAAGAACAUGAUCUACACUUGCCACCGAGAUAAGAACUGCGUCAUUAACAAAGUCACGAGGAACCGGUGCCAGUACUGCCGGCUGCAGAAGUGCUUCGAAGUAGGAAUGUCCAAAGAGUCCGUCAGAAAUGACAGGAAUAAGAAGAAGAAGGAACCUUCAAAGCAGGAGUGCGCAGAGAGCUACGAGAUGACGGCAGAGCUGGAUGACCUCACAGAGAAGAUCCGGAAAGCCCACCAGGAAACCUUCCCCUCACUCUGCCAGCUGGGUAAAUACACCACGAAUUCCAGUGCUGACCACAGGGUCCGACUGGACCUGGGCCUCUGGGACAAAUUCAGCGAGCUGGCCACCAAGUGCAUUAUUAAGAUCGUGGAGUUCGCCAAGCGUUUGCCGGGCUUCACCAGCCUGACCAUCGCAGACCAAAUCACCCUGCUCAAGGCCGCCUGCUUGGACAUCCUGAUUCUCAGAAUUUGCACCAGGUAUACCCCAGAACAAGACACCAUGACCUUUUCUGAUGGCCUUACCCUAAAUCGAACCCAGAUGCACAAUGCCGGCUUUGGUCCUCUGACCGACCUCGUGUUCACCUUUGCCAACCAGCUCCUGCCUUUGGAAAUGGAUGACACAGAAACAGGUCUCCUCAGUGCCAUCUGCCUGAUCUGCGGAGACCGCCAGGACCUUGAGGAGCCCACAAAAGUGGAUAAGCUGCAAGAACCGUUACUGGAAGCACUCAAGAUUUAUAUUAGAAAACGACGGCCUAGCAAGCCCCACAUGUUCCCAAAGAUCUUAAUGAAAAUCACAGAUCUCCGCAGCAUCAGUGCAAAAGGUGCAGAGCGUGUGAUUACCUUGAAAAUGGAAAUCCCUGGAUCGAUGCCGCCUCUCAUUCAGGAAAUGCUGGAGAACUCUGAAGGACACGAACCCCUGACCCCAAGUUCAAGUGGGAACACGGCGGAGCACAGUCCCAGCAUCUCGCCCAGCUCAGUGGACAACAGCAGAGUCGGUCAGUCCCCGCUGGUGCAGUAGACACUUCCCAGCCACUGCAGACAUUCCCAGACCUUCAGUUCCGGGAUUUAAAAUGCAAGGAAAACAUUUUUACUGCUGCUUAGUUUUCGGACUGAAAUGUUAAACUCGAAGGACCAAGACGUUCUAUAUAUCACACUCUAUUCCUCACUGUGUAACUUCCUAGAAAUACAGAACUUUUCAAAUUCUGAAAAUCAGCCAUUUCAUGCAACCAGAAACUAGUUAAGUGCUUCUGUUUUCCUCUGAACAGUCAAGAUGCAUGGCAAAGGCCCGGCUGAGGCGACUUGGCCCUGGGUAAAGCUCUGGAGACUGUGCGUACAGAAGUCGGCUCUGCCCCCCUGCACUGUAUGUCUGGUGCUUUUGUCCGGCACACUUUAACCAAGACACCGAGGUGAGGGACAGACCGCCGUGCGUGUCCACGAGGAAGGGUCAAAAGACAACUGUCUUGCUUUCACGGAGUAAUCAAGGCCUCGCAGUAAGGCACUGGCACCUCCGUACAGUACAGGACCAGACACUCUGGACGCGUGUCCUGCUCUGACGCCCUCGAGCCACGCCCUUCCUUCGCGGUGCCCGGUUCGUGUGUCCCACUUUACUGCAGGAGAACUGUCAGGUCACUGCCAGUCCAGCCCAGUGUCAUUUGUCCAACUGUUAAUGUCACUUUAAAAGUCGUUUAUUAAUGACAACUACAGAAUGAAAAAUGCAUUUUUGCAGUCAUGAUAGCCUCCAAGGCACACUGUCCAGUGUUCGUAAGCUUGUGUACCUGUUCACAGGACAAUUAGCAGGCGGGUCUGCCCCUGGACUCCAGCAGUCCAGUGUCCUUCGACGCACGCCUAAUCCUGGGAUUUCCCCAGGUCUCAAUGCUGAAGGUAUGGGCAGUCGGCCUCUGGCCUUGUUCAAUUACUGUGACAGAGCAACAGCUGGCAAAGUGAUUGACAGCCUCAAGUGUCGGGUUCUGAGUUCAUGUGCGCACUAGGAGUUUGUUCUGAUAUUAGCAAGUCUGUGCUGUACCGCCCCUGGCUGUUCGUACACUGAGAUGGUUGGACAGUGCUUUCUAUGUUCAUAUACUGUUUACCUUUUUCCAUGGAGUCUCCUGGCAAAGAAUAAAUAUAUUUAUUUUAAA
This is a messenger RNA of Nannospalax galili (Upper Galilee mountains blind mole rat), 3033 nucleotides long. It is a transcript of the gene Rarb, whose product is annotated as retinoic acid receptor beta. Lineage: Eukaryota; Metazoa; Chordata; Mammalia; Rodentia; Spalacidae. Gene Ontology annotation, molecular function: nuclear glucocorticoid receptor binding; RNA polymerase II cis-regulatory region sequence-specific DNA binding; nuclear receptor activity. Bases 570 to 1916 code for a protein of 448 amino acids. The record is from RefSeq and is a predicted model, not a curated record. Gene Ontology annotation, biological process: cellular response to corticotropin-releasing hormone stimulus; regulation of transcription by RNA polymerase II; retinoic acid receptor signaling pathway. Gene Ontology annotation, cellular component: nucleus; transcription regulator complex. The transcript has 8 exons.